AUGACUUGGCUUGGAAGUGACUUCUCGAAGUUUCCCGAGGAUGUUUCCCUAUUCAACAUACACUGUCCUGUGUCGCUUUCACUCCUAUCAUCUGACGAUGAACAACAUUUUCUUUCCAACUUGAGGAGGCAUGCACCAGCCCAGGCUGUGGUGAAGCAGCCUGUCCGGGGAGCCAGAGGCAGGACCACGAUCACAACGAUUGUCCAGACUGGCGGGGACUGGAGCACCAGCCUCUUCAGUGUCUGUAGAGAUAGGAGAAUAUGUUUCUGUGGUCUGUUUUGUCCCGUGUGUCUUGAGUGUGACAUCGCCAGGCAUUAUGGAGAGUGUUUUUGUUGGCCAUUGUUACCUGGGUCCACCUUUGCACUGAGAGUUGGCACCAGGGAGAGACAUAAAAUAUGGGGCACGCUGUGCGAGGACUGGCUGGCCGUGCACUGCUGUUGGCCUUUGUCCAUCUGUCAGCUGGCCCGGGAGCUCAAGAUGAGGACCUCCCAGUUCUACGAAAUCUCAGCAGCCCCUGCAGCGAUGGACACCUUCGUCUGA
This is a messenger RNA of Molossus molossus (Pallas's mastiff bat), 540 nucleotides long. RefSeq names its product PLAC8 like 1 (gene PLAC8L1). NCBI's taxonomy places the organism in Eukaryota, Metazoa, Chordata, Mammalia, Chiroptera, Molossidae. The coding region runs from base 1 to 540 and encodes 179 amino acids. The transcript is spliced from 4 exons. The record is from RefSeq and is a predicted model, not a curated record.